Molecule: messenger RNA, 1344 nt
Organism: Panicum hallii
Lineage: Eukaryota; Viridiplantae; Streptophyta; Magnoliopsida; Poales; Poaceae
Product: aspartic proteinase Asp1-like
Exons: 6
Coding region: 79-1128 (349 amino acids)
Biological process (GO): proteolysis
Molecular function (GO): aspartic-type endopeptidase activity
Source: RefSeq, a predicted model, not a curated record
CAGCAGAGAACUGGGGUUUCAGUAAAGGGAAGUGCAGCUAGCUCCCGUUACCACUCAAGAACUCAGUCUUCAACUGCAAUGGCUGCCAGGUGGACCCUGGUCGCCGGCCUCCUUCUCCUGCUUCCACUUCUCCCGUCGGCCUCCUCCUCCAUGGUGUUCAAGCUCGACGGCAAUGUCUACCCUGCAGGCCACUUCUAUGUCACCAUGAACAUCGCGGACCCAUCGAAGCCAUACUUCUUGAGUGUGGACACUGGCAGCGACCUCACCUGGCUGGAGUGUGCCGCAUCAAAUGGUGCCUGUGAAAGGUGCAACAAGGUGCCACAUCCACAUUACCAGCCAGGACCGCCUAGUUACAAGGUCGUCCCAUGCACGGACCCCCUAUGCGACACUCUGCACCAGGACCUGGGCACAACCAAGCACUGCGCAGAACCAUUUCAAUGCGACUACACGCUCACAUAUGCAGAUGGAUCGUCUAUUGGUGUGCUCAUGACAGACAAGUUCUCAUUACCCAUGGCCAAGGCCUCCAAUGACCACCCUGACCUCGCAAUCGGGUGUGGUUAUGACCAGGGGAAGAACGCUGGGAAGAUAAUGACAGUGGAUGGCACCCUUGGUCUUGGACCGAGCUCGGUAUCGCUGGUCUCGCAGCUCAAGAACCAAAAGAUCAUCACAAAGAAUGUGAUUGGCCAUUGCCUCAGUACAAAAGGAGGGGGCUACCUCUUCUUUGGGGAAGAGAACGUGCCCGCUUCAGAUGUAACCUGGGUCCCCAUGGCACCAAGAACACCCGGGUCUUAUCCUUACUCAGCUGGCCAUGCAACCCUGCAACUGGAUACGAUGUCAAUAGGCGCAGAGCCGAUGGAGGUGGUCCUUGACAGUGGCAGCGCCUACACUUACUUGCCUGAACUUCUUCAUUCUCAACUCGUUACUGCGCUGAAGGCCUCUCUCAGCAAGUCAUCAGUUGAAGAGGUGCAUGACCCAGCACUGCCUCUAUGCUGGAAAGGGAAUGGCCCAUUCAAAUCUCUGGACGACCUCAACAAGGAAUUCAAGUCACUAAUCUCCCUGAACUUUGGCAAUGGGGUCACCAUGACUAUCCUUCCUGAAAACUACCUCAUUACCACUGUAAACACUUGAAUUUGUUGACUUGAACGACAGAGCAUCGAAGGAAAGGAGAACACCUGAACAAAUGCCAUCGUUUUCAUGUUUGUGGCAGGAACAAGGGAGCGCGUGCUUGGGAAUCCUUGGGACGGCAGACAUAGGCACGUACUUGAUUGGAGGUGAAAAAUUCAGAAACCGAUCUCAGUUUCUGCAAUUAGGAAGGACACCCUGAGCCUCUGUAAAACAACUUGC